Messenger RNA from Cylicostephanus goldi, 368 nucleotides. Lineage: Eukaryota; Metazoa; Nematoda; Chromadorea; Rhabditida; Strongylidae. The record is from the annotation of a GenBank genome assembly.
AUGCUUCGCCAAGCGUUGUCCGAAAGUGGGAAGAAAAUCUUAGUCCAUGCAUUUCCGGGAGAUAGCAUUUAUGGAGCCGGAUGUCGGCAUGCACAGGUGAAGAAAUGGUGUGAAAGUAUGAAAGCCAAUGGAGCUACUACUAUGAAGAUCCCAGCAACAUUCCCAUUAACCUCAGAAACGGUUGUGAAUUGUCCGAACUUUGCACAAGGUCGAAAUGUUUUAGGUGUGAUUCUGAUGCAACUCAGGGAGAUGCUUCGUGAGAACAAGGUACCAAUUGUGGACUUAAGCUCGGUAUUUGAUUCGCUUCGUGUUGGCAACAAUAAUGUCGACCCCAGUAUGGAUGACCAGGUGCGUCCUACGAAUUAAAG